GUGAAAGAGUCCUGCAAGCUGCCUUUGUGUCGCACAACAAUGUCGCGAAAUUGAAGAUCGGAAUCAAGCAUGCCGAGGCCGCCAGCGAAAGCUUGUAGCUACCCCGUGGGGAAAUAUGACUGGGCAGAAGUUUGUGUUUUCGGUGAAGCGUUACCCGAGCGCAUGUCAUUGGGCGGCCGUGCGCAGCCCAAAUCUUCCGUCGCCUUGGCUACCUCCCCCGCAACUUUACGCAUGCAAGGUUAGUGUCGCCGCCACUCCUUCGACGCGGCAACAAUAUGUCCAGGAUUUUCAGAGCGAUGGGAAAUGAUGCCCCAUUAUCCGAAAUAUGGGACAGGCGCGACAAGACGCGAAGGCGCGCGGACGCGGCUGACCUCGCGUACCCGGGUAUAUAACGGCCAAGACUACCCGGAUAGAUGACGUUGUCACUCAUUGUGCCGCACGCAUCGACACUGCGAUUUCGUCCUCAAGAUGCGCUUCAGCACGGUGCGUGGAGCACUCCUGUUCGCAUGCAUUGGUCUCGCCUCAACACGUUUAACCGCCAACGAGACUUCAGCGUAUCUUCAGCUCGAGAAUGAUCACCUGUUCGUCUCGGUCAACAAGUCUAUCGGGAGGGUGGACCUCCUGGUACUUGACGGACAAGAUUUGCUUGGUUCAGCAGCCUACAUCCCAUACUCGCCUGGAGGCUCGUCUGGCGAUGGCAGAUACGGUGUCGGACCAUACCUCGAUUGUUAUUGCAUCCCCGCUAGUGGACCUUCGAGCACCGGCUCUGGAUCAUAUACGCCAGGCACCAUUGCUCCAACCUACAAGCUGUUCAAGGGUGUGGAUGCCCACCAUGUCGCCUAUGGUGGUGUCAUGAUGAGCGAAACAUAUCCACCCACAGGCCAAGUGCUGCAACAGUACUGGUUCCUACGCGAUGGAGAGACUGGGUUGCACACUUUCAGUCGUAUCGCAUACCACAACUCGACGACGCCUUUCUUGCGUAACUUGCAGGAGUUCAGGACGCUUUUCAGACCAAGCACCGAUUUGUGGACCGACCUGAUCACCGACGAUAAUCUUGCUAGUAAGAUGCCGGUCCCGAAUCCAGCUUCAGGCAGCACUGCAAAUUCGACAACCGUACAAGACGCCACUUGGUAUAUCGGUAAUCGCACGGAUGACCCAUAUGUUGAGGAGUUUGCGGAUUACUUCACCAAGUAUACCUUCUCGACAACUUGGCGUGAUCAGAAGGUCCAUGGAUUAUUCGGGGACGGCUCAAAUAGUAAGGACAACUCCACGUUUGGUGCCUGGCUGGUCAUGAAUACGAAAGACACCUACUAUGGGGGCCCAACACAUUCAGAUCUGGUCGUCGACGGAAUCAUCUACAACUACAUGGUCUCGAACCAUCAUGGCGAUGGUACACCAAACAUCACCGAUGGCUUUGAUCGCACAUUCGGUCCUCAAUACUACCACUUCAACAAAGGCCCUGCAGGAGCCUCGUGGAGAGAGCUAAGGAACGAAGCUGUGCAGUACGCCACACCGUCUUGGAAUGCGGACUUUUACGAUUCGAUCGCGGAUCACAUUCCAAACUAUGUCCCGACCUCGAAGCGAGGCUCAUGGAAGGCCAAGAUCGACCUACCCAAGGGCGCGAAGAAUGCGAUUGCAGUUCUAGCCCAGGAUGGCGUUGACUUCCAAGACAAUGUUCUGGACACUUCAGCUUAUCAAUAUUGGGCAGAUGUGGACAGCAACGGCAAAGUCGAGAUUGAUCGCAUCAAGGCGGGCAAGUAUCGGGUGACGGUCUAUGCUGACGGCAUUUUCGGUGAUUUUGUGCAAGAUGGCGUAGUGGUACGAGCUGGAAAGUCAACCAACAGUGGCGACCUGAAGUGGAAGCCCGAAUCCGCUGGCACUGAGCUUUGGCGCAUUGGCACCCCAGACAGAGCUGGUGGCGAGUGGAAACAUGCAGCGCAAAGGCUCAACACGCCGCAGCAUCCUGAGGAGUUUCGCAUCUAUUGGGGUGCAUACGACUAUCUCGAGGACUUCCCCAAUGGCGUGAACUAUCAUGUCGGCAAGAGCGACCCUGCGAAGGACCUCAACUAUAUCCAUUGGUCUGUCUUCGGCGGUUAUGCAAACUGGAAACGACCAAAACAAGUUGCUGGCCAUGGUGAAAUCAACAACUGGACGAUAACGUUCGACCUUGAGAAGCACGAUCUUGACAAGAAGAGAGAUGCGACAUUCACAGUGCAGUUGGCGGGAGCGAAGACAGCAGCCGGUAACACUGAUGUCUUCAACGUGACGCAGCCGUGGAACAAUUUGCCGCUCAACGUGGUUGUGAAUGGGCAUGAACUAGAGCCCUGGGUCAUUCCGUACAACCAGUCAUCUUCCUGCGCAACCCGCAGCGCUAUCACCUGCUACACACUAGGUCACAAGUACAAGUUCCCGACAAAGUAUCUCUCUUCCGCGCAGACGAAUGAGCUAGUACUGAGCCUGCCAUACAAUGCAACAGACUACGAGUCGGCUCUGCUACCGAGGAGUGUAUAUGUUCAGUACGACGCGUUGCGACUGGAGGUUAAAUAGAAUAUAAUAGAACG
Paraphaeosphaeria sporulosa is the source of this 2561-nucleotide messenger RNA. RefSeq names its product polysaccharide lyase family 4 protein. Lineage: Eukaryota; Fungi; Ascomycota; Dothideomycetes; Pleosporales; Didymosphaeriaceae. Bases 469 to 2547 code for a protein of 692 amino acids. Gene Ontology annotation, biological process: carbohydrate metabolic process. Gene Ontology annotation, molecular function: carbohydrate binding; catalytic activity. The record is from RefSeq and is a predicted model, not a curated record. The transcript is spliced from 2 exons.